This is a messenger RNA of Durusdinium trenchii, 2607 nucleotides long. The record is from the annotation of a GenBank genome assembly. NCBI's taxonomy places the organism in Eukaryota, Dinophyceae, Suessiales, Symbiodiniaceae.
GUUACUAGCAGCUUCUUGUUACUAGUAGCAAUGCCCUUGUUACUAGCAGCUUCUCGCUAGUAGUUCCUCGAUGAAUUCGACCCAUGGCGAUUCAAGUCUACGAAUGUGGCGAUUUGCUUCUGACCAUCCUCGAGGAUUCCGUGACUUGCUCACAGGACUUUGCUGGCUUAUUGAAGCAGCGCAUCUGUGAAGUCCGUGGCGUGCCCACCGGCCGUCAGAAGUUACUGCUGGGCAAGUUGGAGAUCACGGAGGGUCAAUCCUGGAAAUCCUUGGGCGGUCCCACCGAGGUCUCCGUGGAAAUCCUCCCCGAGGAUCUCUACACAGCCUGCGAGCGGGGCGACGACGAGCUCGUGAGGGCCUUGCUGCGGCAGCGCACGGAUCCCAACGUGCCAGACGAGCGGAAGAGAAAUCCCUUGGACCUGGCCAUCGAGAACGGCCACGGUUUUGUGGUGCGAUCGCUGUUGAGUGCGAAAGCACAGCUCACUGCCAACUGUUUGCACUUGGCUUUGCACUUGGCCGUUCAGAGGGAGCACAUGGAGAUCCUGGAUUGCAUGCUGGCCACCCGUGCGGACAUCAAUCAGCCGCUGAAUGGCCUGACGCCUUUGCAGUCGGCCUCCGCCAAAGGCUCCACACAGAUCGUCCGGGCCUUGCUGGCCAGUGCUGCGAACGUGGACGCGCAGAGCCGCGACACCGGCGAGACUGCGCUGCACCUGGCGUCCAACGACGAUGUGGCCCGCGAGCUCUUCGCCGCUAAGGCUUCACCCGACGUGGCCGACCACCUGGGCGCCAAGGCCUUCUACCGUGCGGCAGAGCUGGGCCGGGACGGGGUGGCACGAAGCUAUUUCGACGCCGGAAUCCUCACGGACUGGGAAGCGGCGAACAAAGUGAUCAGGGCCGUACACGCGGCCCCACCCCUGACCGCCUUGGAUCGGAAGCUGCGUCUGGCGGCGUGGAAUUGUGGUGGUGGAUCCGCGAUUGAUGGAUAUAUUGCUCAAGGUGCAAAUCCCAACGUGGCGAAUGUCUUUGGAUACACGCCCCUGCACCUCUCAGCAUCGGCGGGCAAUGUCGAAGGUCUUUGUCUACUGUUGAGAGCCUCCGCGUCAGUGGAUGCCGUGACCUUAGAGGAGGCCUUCACCUCGUUGCACAUGGCCGCCACCAACGGAUGGGUCGAAGUCGUGAUGCAGCUCAUUCAUGCACAGGCCUUCAUCGACAAGAAGAGCGGGGAGAAGCACACCGCACUGCACUUGGCCGCCAGUGUUGGGCAUUGCGAAGUCGUCCGGAACCUGGUCUUUGCAAGCGCCUCCCUGGAUGAGCACGACCACGAUGGCGCCACGCCUUUGCACUUGGCCUGUGCUGACGGCCACUGCGAGACGGUGCGCCUCUUGCUGGUGGCCUCCGCGUCGGUGGAGCGACGGGACGAAGGUGGCAACAUGCCAUUUCACUUGGCUGCCUCCAAUGGACACCGGGCCGUGGUGGCAUCCUUGCUCUUGGCCUUCGCUCCUUUAGACCAACGAGACCAGGACGGGAAUCUCACACUGCACCUCGCAGCUCGUGGUGGACACUCCGGGGUUGUGGCCAGCUUGGUGGAAGCCAUGGCGCCUGUCGCAGCGACCAACAUCUUCGGCAACACCCCUUUGCACUUGGCCUCGGCCUAUGCACGCCUGGAAGUGGUGAAGUUCCUGCUCCGAGCCCAAGCACCGGUGAACAACGCCAACUGCCGGGGCGAAACGGCCCUGCACCUGGCACUACAGGAUGGCUUCUUAGAGGUUGCUCAAACCCUCCGUGAAGCUGGUGGGUGUUCACCUGAGACAGCUAGCUACGACAUGUAUUUGCCUGAAGCUGGAUGGUGGCCACCCAAGACCUUUCAGGUCUUUGCAUACCCAUGGCCGGCACCUUAUCAAUGAGAUAAGUAUCAAGCUUUCAUCAGGUGGGAAGACAGACAGUGCACGAGCGUCGGAAGCUGUGGAAAUUCUAGUGUUUGCAAUUCUUUGCCACAGCUACGUCGCUUUAUAGAGAUUCCUCCUCCCAACCGAUCAACCUGUUGCAACAUCCACCUGAGCGAUACUGACAUCUCGAAUUCAAGCUUCUCCUCACUGCCUUCGUGACAAAUGCGCAGAAAAAGCUUGAUCCUUCCAGUGAUGCAAAUAGCACACCCAAGAUGUUCUAGCAAAUGUUACUACGAGGGCCAAAGCCACAUUCAGCAUGUUUCAAGCGGCUAUUAGGUUGGUGGCCAUUGCUAUUAGGUUGGAGGCCAUCGCUAUUGGAGGCCAUCCCUAUAAGCUUGGAGGCCAUCGCCAGUAGGUUGGAGGCCAUCGCUACUGGGCUGGAGGCCAUUGCUAUUUGAUUGGAGGCCAUCGCUAUUAGGUGUGUGGAGGCCAUUGCUGUUAGGUUGGAGAUCGCUGGCAGGUUGGAGGCCAUUGCUACUAGGUUGGAGGCCAUGGCUAUUGGGCUGGCUGGAGGCCAUUGCUAUUAGGUUGGAGGCCAUUGCCAGGUUGGAGGCCAUCGCUGUCAGGUUGGAGGCCACCGCUAUUAAACUGGAGGCCAUUGUUUUUUCGAUUGGAUGGAGGCCAUUGCUGGUAGGUAGGAGGCCAUUAUUAGUAGCUUGGG